Molecule: messenger RNA, 1599 nt
Organism: Malurus melanocephalus (red-backed fairy wren)
Lineage: Eukaryota; Metazoa; Chordata; Aves; Passeriformes; Maluridae
Gene: RBBP7
Product: RB binding protein 7, chromatin remodeling factor
Exons: 12
Coding region: 233-1507 (424 amino acids)
Biological process (GO): regulation of gene expression
Cellular component (GO): nucleus; ESC/E(Z) complex; NuRD complex
Molecular function (GO): histone binding
Source: RefSeq, a predicted model, not a curated record
GCCUCGCCCCCUCCGCCCCGCCCCAGCCCGGCAGCUCUUUAGGGGCCGGGGGUUGUCAGAGGUGGGGCUGUCCUACGGCAUCGGCGGCUCCGCCCGACCUCACCUCCUCUCCCGCCUGCCUUUCCAGGGGCUCCUGUGCGCACUCUCUCCCUCCUUUCCCGUCCCCUCCUGCUUCCUCCUCCUUUUCCCUCCUGUCACCUCAGCUCCGUGCUGGCGCCGCGUCUCGCCGGCCAUGGCGAGCAAGGACGUGCUGGAGGACACGGUGGAGGAGCGUGUCAUCAAUGAGGAGUACAAGAUCUGGAAGAAAAACACCCCCUUCUUGUACGACCUGGUGAUGACACACGCCCUGGAGUGGCCCAGCCUCACGGUGCAGUGGCUGCCUGAUGUGACCAGGCCAGAAGGAAAGGAGUAUGCUCUACACUGGCUGGUUUUGGGAACACACACGGCUGAUGAACAGAACCACCUGGUUGUUGCCAAAGUCCAGAUUCCCAACGAUGAUCGGUUUGAUCCUUUGCAAUGUGACAGUGAGAAAGGAGAAUUUGGWGGCUUUGGACCUGUGACUGGCAAAAUUGAGAUGGAGAUUAAAAUUAACCAUGAGGGUGAAGUGAACCGUGCCCGAUACAUGCCCCAGAAUCCCUGCAUCAUUGCCACAAAAACACCCUCUGCUGAUGUGCUGGUGUUUGACUACRCUAAACAUCCUGCAAAGCCAGACCCAAGUGGAGAGUGUAAUCCUGACCUUAGAUUAAGAGGACACCAGAAGGAAGGCUAUGGCUUAUCAUGGAAUUCAAAUUUGAGUGGACAUCUUCUCAGUGCAUCAGAUGAUCAUACGGUGUGUUUGUGGGAUAUAAGUGCUGGACCCAAAGAAGGCAAGAUUGUUGAUGCAAAAGCCAUCUUUACCGGACACUCUGCAGUUGUGGAAGACGUGGCAUGGCACCUGCUCCAUGAUUCUCUGUUUGGAUCUGUGGCAGAUGAUCAGAAGCUUAUGAUUUGGGACACGAGAUCUGAUGCCACAUCCAAGCCAAGUCACUCAGUAGAUGCUCACACAGCCGAGGUCAACUGUCUGUCCUUCAAUCCUUACAGCGAGUUCAUUCUGGCAACUGGCUCUGCUGACAAGACGGUGGCUCUAUGGGAUCUUCGAAACUUAAAGCUGAAACUCCAUUCUUUUCAGUCUCAUAAGGAUGAGAUUUUUCAGGUUUACUGGUCUCCUCAUAAUGAAACCAUUCUUGCUUCAAGUGGUACUGAUCGUCGGCUUAAUGUGUGGGAUCUAAGUAAAAUUGGAGAAGAGCAGUCUGCAGAGGAUGCAGAAGAUGGGCCUCCUGAGCUGYUGUUUAUUCAUGGAGGACACACUGCCAAAAUUUCAGACUUCAGYUGGAAUCCUAAUGAGCCUUGGGUAAUCUGUUCUGUAUCAGAGGACAACAUAAUGCAGAUAUGGCAAAUGGCUGAAAACAUUUACAAUGAUGAAGAACCUGAUAUASCAGCAGCCGAACUGGAGGGUCAAGGAAUGUAACUUUUCUUCCUCAAGGAACUACUGGGAAUCACAUAGUGAUAUAAUUCGACUACCGUAUACAGAAAAUAAAGUCCCCCCCCAAAAAAAACCAA